This is a messenger RNA of Halichondria panicea, 2930 nucleotides long. RefSeq lists its product as uncharacterized. NCBI's taxonomy places the organism in Eukaryota, Metazoa, Porifera, Demospongiae, Suberitida, Halichondriidae. The transcript is spliced from 2 exons. Bases 730 to 2592 code for a protein of 620 amino acids. The record is from RefSeq and is a predicted model, not a curated record.
UAUACAAGAAACUCGAGUUGUUUAAUUUUCAAUUUCAAUGCUGUUUUGCUUAAAAUUUGCCUACAGUGCCUGCAUGAGUAUAUAGUUUUUCCCAUUGUGAUUACUGUAUGGUAUACUAUAUCUAUCAACCUUUUUAGUUUCACUUGUUUCGUAUCACAACUUAUUCAUUAUUGUAUACAGGACUAACUUUGCAUCAACUAUAAUUAUUGUCAGACCCUUCAUAUACACACAAGCUUAUUCUGUACAGUAUUACCUGCUAUGAACAUAUUUAAAAACAGGUGAUUACAAUUACCUAUCAGAAUAAUAUUGUUUGUAAAGUAGUAUUGGAGGCUGCAUUUUUUAAAAAUUAAAGGUCAGUCAGGUCACAGCUAACGCACAUAACAAGAUAGUAACCAUGGUUUAUCCACAAUACAUUUUAGGUGAAAAGGUACUCGACUCAUAGACUAUUAGAUUAUUAUACGAGUUGUUUAUAGAGUACGUUUCAUCUUCACUGUUUUGCUGCCUAUACCUAUUCAACUCAAUACAAUAGGCUAUUGUGAUUACAUCUGUAGUUUGUAGUACUGGUAUACUACAUCAAUAAGACUAUGCACAAUGUAACCCACAGUGAUUGCAUCUGUAGUAUAGAUCUACCUGUUGUGAGCAUAUUCAUAGCUCUCCUUAAAACAGGUGAUUCCUAUAAGCUAGCUAUAGUCACUACAAGUUGCCAAAAAGCACAGUGAAUAGAUAGCGAUGCAUGGUCUUAGUCUAGUUGAAGCUUUAUUGGUGGCACUAGUAGCUAUUGUCUCCGCUAACUCAACAUGUAUUGGUGACAGAGAGUACCAUCGUUUAGAAGCAUCUCUUCUUAGGUGGCCACAAAACGUGGUGAAUUUGAGUGAAGCCUUCUUUCCGACUAAUCGACAACAAAGCAUUUCGGUUCAAGUUGCUUACCAUUUUAAUGGCUCCAAUGAGACGGUGCGCUAUCGAUGGCUGGACUCACCGAUCAACCUGCUGAUUCGAAGCGAGCUCCUCCACUUCUUAGCUCUCACCAUGUACCAGGUGGAGCUACGCUAUGCUGAUGUCACUAUCGAUCCAAUCUGUGAUUUCCGCUCAGAAAAGGACAUUAGCGGCGAUCCAGAUUUUAUUUGUCGUCCAAACAAUCUUACUGAUCACCAUCUACUAAAUAAUCUGACAGUGAAUCUGCUAUCGUAUGCAAAGCAUCGUAAUAUAGAAAAAACAAAUGGCUUUGACUCAAGUACGGAAAGUGGUUACUCCGUGUACGUGUUUGGCUCUGAUUUAAGUGAUUAUUGCAUAUUUGAUGAAGUAGGUCCCUUUCGAAAUUUGAGAAUCCUUCUGUGGGCUUCUUUUGGAGCACUUGAAAUAGCCGUUACAUUUGCAGCACCAUUGAUAAUGAUUAGCGUUUACCAUGACUUUAAAAGAAAGAUGAACGAUGACAAGUCACGCUUAAGAUAUUAUGUUUGGGCAAUGAUUGUGGUAAUGACACUGUUGAUUGGACCGAUAUACGCAUGCAAUAGUUUGGCCAUAUCCAGUGGCUCCUACUUUGUGGAUGUAAGAGUCGAAACUUACUGUUUAAUUGGUUUUCUUGUUGCUUUACCCAUUUUGGAUGUUGUAUGGGCAGUUAUAGCAAUAGCUGUAUUUAAGUUCUUUGAAAAAGCUGCAUUGAAUGAAAAAGCUAUUUGUCUUGAUUGCUACUAUGUCAACUGCCUUUGUAGACACACGGAUUAUUACUUCAUUGAUUCAGAAGAGAAUGGCACUAGGACCCAAUUGAACAACAAUGAACUGAAUGAAGAUCAACGCAAUGAUCACAGCGAUGAUGAUGAAAGUGAAGUGAGAACUCGUCAGCAUUUGAACACGCGACUGAAAAAAUAUGAACGUAAACUAAUGAUAAAAUUGGUGCUUAAGAAUGGAUUCCACCUAGCUUCAAUAGCAUUCAUCACUUUGUUUGCUCAACUUACUCUCUUCAAUUCAGUUUUUAUAUCCUUUGCAGUUAUAGCUGCACCGGUUGAAUCUGGCUCUCUGUUGUUUUUGUACCUCUCAAGCCUCUUUGCUUUAAUUUCAGUGUUAGCCACUGGUCUGAAAAUAGCACACAAGUUUCAAACCAGCAAACAAAUUUGUAUUGCAUUAAUUUUGCUUUUCUUCCUUAUGGUUGGCGUUGCUGGUGGUGUUGGGGUAUUUGUUAGUUUCGUCUACAAAUACACUUUACUGAUUCAAGAAUAUAGAAACAGCCGUGGAGUAAUUGCUUUUCUAGGACCUAUUGUUCCUUCAGUUCUUGCGACUAGUGUGGGAGGAAUUUUUACCACAAUUAUUCCUUGUAUCAAGAAUCCCCCUCCAAAAGAUGUUCCCUCUCCAAAAGAUGAUAGAAAUAAAGAUGAUCAGAAAAAAGAUGAUCCAAAAGAUGAUAGAAAUAAAGAUGAUCAGAAAAAAGAUGAUCCAAAAGAUGAUGGUGCAGAUAAAGAUGAUCAGAAAGAAGAUGAUUCAAAAGGAGAUGGUGCAGCAAUAAAAGAAGAAUCCUCUGCUGCUUCACUUGAGGCUACUUCACCCCCAUCAGUGGGAGGUGAAGGUUCUACAGAAAUAGAGGUGUUGGUUGACAACUAGUGACUUAUCAGCCAUGGAGCUGUAUUACCAUUGUUUGUUUACAUUAAUACGUACUGCAUUCAUAAUUAUAUACCCUUAUGAUUUAUGUCAUUAUUAUGUGUAUGUGUGUGCACUUGACUAAUGUGUACAUUGUUUACUUAGUUAAUUUGUACUGUAGCUAUGGUUUCUGUUAUAGGUAUGUUAAGUAGGUUAAUUACUUCCUGUGGAGCAGAGCCUCCUUUUGUGUUAACAAUAGAUUCUUUGUUGUAAAGAGGCCCUGCGCGUCUCUCUUGUUUUUGGUGCAUGUAUGAUCUCUGUUUUGUCAGUUGUUACUUUUGUCUAUCUUGUUUAAUGUUAAA